CCACAAGUCGAUUCAUUGGAAUGUUAUUUGCUGUCAGUUUAGUGACUACCAUAAAGGAGUGUGUUGUAUGUGUGAGCAAAUUGUUUCGGAAAAAACUGAAGUUUUUUUUUGAUAACUUAGAAUUUUUUUAAAAGGUGAUGCAUGAAUAAGUGACAAAAAAUGGCUGGUCAAACAAUAAAUGAUCGAUUUUUGGCUGCACGGCAUAGUAUUGCCGGUCAAGGAUUAGCAAAAGCUGUUUGUAAAGCAACAACAGAAGAAAUGAUUGGACCUAAACGAAAACAUUUAGAUUAUUUAAUACAUUGUACAAAUGAACCAAACAUAUCAAUACCUCAAAUGGCAACAUUAUUAGUGGAACGAUCACAACAUGCUAACUGGGUGGUAGUUUACAAGGCACUAAUCACAACACAUCAUUUAAUGUGCUAUGGAAAUGAACGCUUUACACAAUUUAUGGCGUCCAGCAAUAGUACAUUUCAACUUAGUAAUUUUUUGGAUAAAAGUGGUGUUCAAGGUGUGUUGAGUGGUCGAGCUGGAUAUGAUAUGUCACCAUUUAUUAGACGAUACGCAAGAUAUUUAAAUGAAAAAGCUAUUUCUUACAGAACUGUUGCAUUCGAUUUUUGCAAAGUAAAAAGAGGGAAAGAUGAUGGAACUUUAAGAACAAUGGGAACAGAUCGUUUAUUAAAAACAUUACCAGCAUUACAAGCACAAUUGGAUGCAUUAUUAGAUUUUGAUUGUUCGGCUAAUGACCUCACAAAUAGUGUGAUAAAUGUUUGUUUCAUGUUACUUUUUAGAGAUUUAAUACGUUUAUUUGCAUGUUAUAAUGAUGCAAUUAUUAAUUUAUUAGAAAAGUUUUUCGACAUGAAUAAAAAACAAUGCCGUGAAGCCUUAGAUUUAUAUAAGAAAUUUUUAAUAAGAAUGGAUCGUGUAAGUGAAUUUUUAAAAGUAGCAGAGAACGUUGGUAUCGAUAAAGGUGAUAUACCAGAUUUAACUAAAGCACCAAGCAGUCUACUAGAUGCAUUAGAACAACAUUUACUUAGUAUAGAAGGCAAAAAGAGUACUUUAAGUAAUGGCACCGCUGUUCAUCAAGCGGCUACAAAUGCUAAAAAUGUUAAAAGUGCUGUUACAAUGUUAUCGUCAACAAGUACUGCAUUCGGUACAGCUGCCACAAAUUCAGAAGCGGAAGGGUUUGGACAAUCAGUUAUUGAUGAACAAUUACGUCAGCGGGCACUUGCAGAAGAGGAAGCAGUUUUAAAUCAAUAUAAAGCGAAAGUACAAUCACCGUCGACUGGAUCUUCGACAUCGAACAAUAAUGUUAAUAAUCCAUUUUUAUCGACACCACCCAGUGAAAAGAUUAGUAAUCCACAAUCAACAGCUAGUUUUGGAUCGAGUGACAGUUUAUUUUCAACGACUACACCCACAACAAAUACAAAUAAGGCGUCACACGAUUUAUUACAAUUAAAUAAUCCAUUCGCAGAUGCAUUCGAACAACCACAAACUCAAAGAAUAGAAUCGGCCUUACAAAGCAAUAAUGUAUUAUUCCAGUCAAAUCUUUGGAUGAAUAGUGGUUAUAUGGCUCCAAUUAUCCAACAACAAAGCAACAGUAAUAACAAUAGCAUAUCAGAAUUUGUACCAGAUUCAGCAUUUUCUUCAGUAUUUGGAAAUAAUGGUACCACGAAUCAAAGCAAUUUCGAUUCAGUUGGAAAUAAUGAAACAGCAUUAACGAAUACAAUUUCACCCACAAGUAAAUCGAAUUCAACAAAUCAACAAGCAGGAAGUGGUAUUUUAACUGGUGAUUUGGAAAGUAGUUUAGCAUCAUUAGCGGAAAAUUUAAGUAUAAACAAUCGUCCAAUUCCACCAAAAAGUGUACAAUGGAAUUCUCCUAAACAUUCUGGGAAAAUGGGCGCUAAUUGGUCACCACAACCUAUGGCUGCUACAAAUGGUACCGGAUAUAAACCUAUGGGUCAAGGUAUGGCUACAACUCCAGUGUCAACAUUAACUCCAUCUCCGUAUCAACCGCAAAUCAAUAUCGGUAUUCGACCAAUGCCUGCAAUGGGAAUAGUACAACCAAUCGGUGUAAACGUUCCAAUGAACGUAUCCGUUUUUCCACAAUUAGCUAAUGUUCCAGUAACACAGAUUCAAACAAGUCCUCAAUUGCAAACAACACAACAAACGUCACUACUGUUUCACUAAAUAAAUGUAUAAUUUUAAUCCAGAAAAAAGGAAAGUUUUUAUUUGUAUCGAGAAUUUAACUGAAAUUUCUGACUGAUUUUUCUUCAAUUUCUUAUUAAGAAAAUGGUUACACUAAUAGUGACUUCAAAAACAACUAUUUCUUAAGAUAAUCCAACGUUAA
Molecule: messenger RNA, 2347 nt
Organism: Chrysoperla carnea
Lineage: Eukaryota; Metazoa; Arthropoda; Insecta; Neuroptera; Chrysopidae
Product: phosphatidylinositol-binding clathrin assembly protein LAP-like
Exons: 12
Coding region: 160-2187 (675 amino acids)
Biological process (GO): clathrin coat assembly; clathrin-dependent endocytosis; synaptic vesicle budding from presynaptic endocytic zone membrane
Cellular component (GO): extrinsic component of presynaptic endocytic zone membrane; synaptic vesicle; clathrin-coated pit
Molecular function (GO): phosphatidylinositol-4,5-bisphosphate binding; SNARE binding; 1-phosphatidylinositol binding
Source: RefSeq, a predicted model, not a curated record